AUGGCGGUGAACCGGAUAAAGGGCGCGUUCGCGGUCCCUCGUAAGGGCGAGACCUUCGAGCUGCGUGCCGGGCUCGUCUCGCAGUAUGCGUACGAGAGGAAGGAGGCCAUCCAGAAGACCAUCAUGGCCAUGACCUUGGGCAAGGAUGUCUCUGCCCUGUUUCCCGAUGUCCUCAAGAACAUUGCCACGGGCGACCUGGACCAGAAGAAGCUUGUCUAUCUAUAUCUGAUGAACUACGCGAAAUCACAUCCGGACCUUUGCAUUCUCGCUGUCAACACAUUCGUACAAGACUCAGAAGACCCGAACCCACUUAUAAGAGCCCUGGCCAUACGAACAAUGGGCUGCAUUAGGGUGGACAAGAUGGUGGACUACAUGGAGGAGCCCCUGCGGAAAACCCUCCGAGACGAAAGUCCGUACGUGCGCAAGACGGCGGCCAUCUGUGUCGCCAAGCUGUUCGACCUCAAUCCGAGCAUGUGCAUCGAGAACGGCUUCCUCGAGAUCCUGCAGGAAUUGAUUGGCGAUCCGAACCCCAUGGUGGUCGCAAACUCGGUCCAGGCGUUGUCUGAGAUCAACGAGACCGCGCCCGAGACAAAGGCACUCGUCGUGACGCCGACAACCCUGAAGAAGCUGCUGAUGGCCAUUGCCGAGUGUACGGAGUGGGGACGAGUUACUAUCCUGUCGACGCUGGCGGACUAUCCACCCGCAGACGUUAAGGAGUCGGAGCACAUUUGUGAAAGAGUGGCGCCGCAAUUCCAGCAUGUUAACCCCAGCGUGGUGUUAGCGGCUGUCAAGGUGGUGUUCAUUCACAUGAGAAUCAUCAGUCCGGAGCUGGUGCGGCAGUAUCUUAAGAAGAUGGCUCCUCCUCUAGUGACCCUCGUUGCAUCCGCUCCCGAAGUCCAAUACGUCGCUUUGAGAAAUAUCGACCUCCUCCUGCAAGCCAAGCCCGACAUUCUCAGCAAAGAGCUCAGGGUGUUCUUCUGCAAGUACAACGACCCUCCGUACGUCAAAAUGCAGAAGCUUGAGAUCAUGGUACGGAUAUCGAACGACAAGAACUUCGACCACCUGCUUGCCGAGCUGAAGGAGUACGCCCUCGAAGUCGACAUGGACUUUGUGCGCCGCGCGAUCAAGGCCAUUGGGCAGGUGGCCAUCAAGAUCGAGAGUGCAGCUGAAAAGUGCGUCAAUGCUCUCCUGGACUUGAUAGCAACCAAAGUCAACUACGUUGUGCAGGAGGUCAUAGUGGUGAUUAAGGAUAUUUUGCGGAAAUACCCGGGCUAUGAAGGAGUAAUUCCUACUCUGUGCAACCAUAUUGAUGAGCUGGACGAGCCGAACGCACGAGGAUCGUUGAUCUGGAUCGUGGGAGAGUACGCGGAAAAGAUCAACAAUGCAGAUGAGAUAUUGGCUGGGUUCACGGACGAGUUCAUGGAAGAAUUCACACAGACACAACUGCAGAUUCUCACAGCAGUGGUGAAACUGUUCCUCAAGAAACCAAGCAACAACCAAGGGCUUGUGCAAAAGGUGCUGCAACAAGCAACGGCGGAUAACGAUAACCCAGACAUCAGAGACCGAGCCUACGUUUACUGGAGACUGCUGUCAGGGGACCUCGAUGUUGCCAAGAACAUUAUCCUCUCUCAGAAACCCGCAAUCUCCACAACGAUCUCAAGUCUACCUACCGCCUUGUUAGAGCAACUCCUCGGCGAGCUGUCUACCCUCGCAUCAGUCUACCACAAGCCGCCGGAGUCGUUUGUUGGCAAGGGCCGCUUCGGCGCCGACGAGAUCCAACGCGCCGCCAUCCAGGAACAGCGCCGCGAGGCCGCAGACAACCCCAUCGCCGCCUCAGUCGCAGCAGCAGCCGCCAACGGCGGGGGCGCUUCAUCACAAAACAACGUCGAGAACCUUCUGGACAUCGACUUCGACGGCGCGGCGCCGGCCUCGCAGGAGCAGGCAAGCGCCGCGGCCACGCCAGACAGGGUCGCGAGCCCGGCGGUCGGCACACCUGGCGGUGGCGCGUCGGGCGGCAUGGCGGACAUGAUGGGGCUGUUUGACGUGAGCUCACCAGCACCAAGCUCGUCGGCCGCGCCGCCGAUGGGUGGUGCCAUGGGCGACAUGAUGAACGGCUUCGCGGGCAUGGACCUGACUGGGACCAGCGCACCGCCUCCGCCGGGACAGCAGCUGCACCCGCAAGGGACGGGCGGCCAGCCCGCACAGAGUGGCGGUGGGAGCGAUGACCUGCUAGGACUGUUUUAA
Diaporthe amygdali is the source of this 2244-nucleotide messenger RNA. RefSeq lists its product as uncharacterized. NCBI's taxonomy places the organism in Eukaryota, Fungi, Ascomycota, Sordariomycetes, Diaporthales, Diaporthaceae. Gene Ontology annotation, molecular function: clathrin binding. The record is from RefSeq and is a predicted model, not a curated record. The transcript has 5 exons. Gene Ontology annotation, biological process: vesicle-mediated transport; intracellular protein transport. Gene Ontology annotation, cellular component: membrane coat. Bases 1 to 2244 code for a protein of 747 amino acids.